Messenger RNA from Cydia fagiglandana, 3958 nucleotides. It is a transcript of the gene Sp1, whose product is annotated as transcription factor Sp9. Gene Ontology annotation, molecular function: RNA polymerase II cis-regulatory region sequence-specific DNA binding; DNA-binding transcription factor activity, RNA polymerase II-specific. The record is from RefSeq and is a predicted model, not a curated record. Lineage: Eukaryota; Metazoa; Arthropoda; Insecta; Lepidoptera; Tortricidae. Gene Ontology annotation, biological process: regulation of transcription by RNA polymerase II. Bases 344 to 1558 code for a protein of 404 amino acids. The transcript is spliced from 3 exons.
UAGUUCCGCCUCCCGACACGAGAUGGCGUUGGCAGUGUCGGCGCUGGCCGGCUUGCUCGCGGUAAUUGCGCGCGGCUAUUAUCUGGGCGGCGCUCGCCGCGCAUGGCGGCCGGUGCGAGCGGGAUGCACUCGAUAAUACGUAAAACAAAACGAGGGAGUAAUAAUGGUAAAAAACGAGCAGCACGCAAAUUAUAGUGAGAAAUGAGGCAGCCGGUAGCGGUGGGGGCUUGGGCUGUGCGGUGGGGGCCUUCGCGCGGCAGUCGUCGCUCGGCGCACGCAGACCGCCCGCGCCGCCUGCGCCGCCGCGAGUGCUGUGAGUUUGUGACAUGAACCGGCCGGCGCCAUGAGCGGCAAGGGCUCCUCCUCUCCGGACCUGCUCAUGAAUGUUAGUAUCGACACCGUGUCCGCGGAUCACAAGGACAUGAAGAUCUUAGAACACCCGAGCUUACGCGGCACGCCGCUGGCGAUGUUGGCGGCGCAGUGCAACAAGCUGUCGAGUAAAUCUCCGCCGCCGCUGGCCGACGCGGCCGUGGGCAAGGGCUUCCACCCGUGGAAGAAGAGCCCCGGAGCGCACUCCCCGCCCGGCGGCGGCGCACCGCGCUCGCAACCGCCCGCCUGCACCCCCUACGGCCGAGGACCCACAUCUUGUGCCGCGCCACCCUCCUAUGGAAACGAUCUGUAUUUCCCGUCAUCCGGCGAUCAACUCCUAGGCAAAAGCGAAUCCAGUGCGAGUCUCGGCUCGAUGUACUCCCGACACCCCUAUGAAUCGUGGCCCUUCAACGUCGGUGGCGGCGGCAGUAGUGGUGCCUUAAAAGCUGCCGAAAUGGGCGGCGUCGGUGCCGUCGGCGGUACGUGGUGGGAUGUUCACAGCGGAUGGUUAGACGUCGGAGGACAAAUGGCAAAUUACGCGGGCCAAGACUACUCGCAAUUAACGCAUUCACUAUCCGGUGGUGCCCACUUACUACCCCCUGCCCCGCAUUUACUUCAAGACGCAUACAAGUCCGUGUUGCCGACGCAGGGUUCGUUCGGACUGCACGGGCCGGGUUCGCCGGCGCCACCCGCGCAGGCUCCCUCUCCCCGGUCGCAGCGUAGGUACGCCGGCCGAGCCACCUGCGACUGCCCCAACUGCCAAGAAGCAGAGAGGCUGGGCCCCGCGGGCGCUCAUCUAAGAAAAAAGAACAUUCACAGUUGUCACAUACCCGGCUGCGGGAAAGUGUACGGCAAAACGUCCCACCUAAAAGCCCACCUUCGCUGGCACACAGGCGAAAGGCCCUUCGUGUGCAACUGGCUAUUCUGCGGGAAGAGGUUCACGCGCUCCGACGAGCUGCAGCGGCACCUGCGCACGCACACCGGAGAGAAGAGGUUCGCGUGUCCAGUGUGCAAUAAGAGAUUUAUGCGGUCAGACCACCUGGCGAAACAUGUGAAAACGCAUAACGGAGGUAAAAAAGGCAGUUCGGAUUCGUGUUCGGACUCGGAGGAGAACAGCCAAGGGGAAGGCGGUGUGGGCGGCCGGUCGCCGGAGCACCCGCUGGACGUGAAGCCGGGCUCGCUGGUGUGACGCGCGCGCGCGGCCGCGCCGCCCGCGCCGCCGCUGCCGCUGCUGCACCACGCGCCGCUCCUGUGAUACUGCCGCCCGCGCCCCGGGCCCGGGCCUGUACAUACCACAUAUCAGAACAUUGUACAUAGUAACGUGCUCCUGUAAAAUAGACAAUGCGGUAUUGCAGCCGUUGUGUAUUUGUUGUGAGACUUAAGUGUUGUACAGUAUAGAACUUUAAUGAUAUACAUAGUAAGAAUUGUAUGGUUAAUUAGAAUAAGUAGAUCACUCUUUUAGUCCAAAAUUACAGUUCAUUAUUUAUUACUUUACUUUAUAUAAUAAUACCUCAAUUGAUAUGAAUGAAAACGAAUUUAUUGUCGGACCCUGCUAAUAAUGCUUAUUUUCUUGCCUGUAAUUUAUGUAUGUAUAAAUAUAACGAUUUUACAUGUAGUUUUGUGAAUAAUAUGGCUUCAACUUAAUGGUAGUUUAAGCCGGACUGCUGGGUAUAUUGACUUUGCAAUAUUAAUUAGAUAUAUGAACUGUACGGUCAAUGAAUAUGCCAAGGGAAUUAUCGAUAUUAACCAAAAGAAUCGAUAAACCGAGACACCGACAAAAUGACUUUGUGCUUACUCUUAAAAUAUAUACGAGACUAAAUAUGCACUAGACACCUAAUUGUUUAAUAGAUUGUCAUUCGCUAGCGCAAUUAAUUUGUAGAUAGGUACAUCCUGUGUCACACUUUCAUUUACCUACCUAAGUCCUCAUAUGCAACUAAAUCUGUAAACGUGCACACAUAUUACCUAGAUGUUUGGUUUUAAUAUCAUUACACCUAAUAAUUCUAUGACACAUUGAGUAGCUAAUAGAGUCACACCAAGAAAAGUCUGUAGCGGAUUUGAUAGCCCUCGCAGUGCAAGUGUUAUUUGAUACGUCAUAAUUUCAUAGAAGUUUGACGUUUAAAAUAACACUUGCACUGCGUGGGCUAUCAAAUCCGCUGCAGACUUUUCUUGGUCCGACUCUACAUUACAUGGUAUAAUACUUACACGUAACUUUGAAUUUGCAUAAGAUCGAUUCUACAGACAACCAAUCAGGCAAUCACGGGUUCUAUUUACUCGGAUAGUCAUUUCUUGUUCUAAAUUUUUAAUGGAUAAUGAUCUGUCAAAAGUGACAUUUCUAGUCGAAGAAAUGUCUCUUUCGACAGCUGAUAGGCAUCCAUUAUUCUGAGUAGGUACAUGAUACGAUAUCCCAGCGAAUAAAAUACUGUUAGGUAUACUAUAAUCACGGCGUGUAAUGAUGUUUAGAUCAAAUAUCGACACAAAUGAAAAUGUCUCGCGUAACGUUGCCUGAUAAUUGAUGUUUAGAAAAAUCAUUUAAAAAUGGUAAGGUAAAAUGUCUUAGUGCACGACACACUGCUUUCCAUCCAGCCGGCGUAUUAUGGAUGGCUUUAUCCAUCUUUAUCCACGUGAUAAAAUAACUGUCACUUUUUAACACCGUGGGAUAGAAAGUGACGGACACCGUUUUAUCACGCUAUCACGUAGACAAGAACGACCAUCAUAUCCGUACAGAGGCGGUAUCAUGGUCGCAUUUUUAUCACCUGUCAUGCCAUAUGUCACUUUCGCACUUACAUAUUUGUUAAAACGUGACAGGCAUGGUGACAAAUGAUAAAGAGCCGACCAAUUUAGCCUUACUGUACGGAUAUGAUGGUCGUUCUAUGUCUACGUGACAGCGUGAUAAAACGGUGUCCGUCACUUUCUAUCCCGCGGUGUUAAAAUCUUUUACUAUCCCGCGGACAGUUAUUUUAUCACGUGGAUAAAACCAUCUAUAAUAGGCCGGCUGGAUUCAUAAUAAAUAAUACAGAUGACAAACAGGUUAUCACUUAUUAGAAAUGUCUCAACAUUGAAUUAGUGACUGUCAUUAGGACAUUUUACCUAAGUACUUUUGUUUUAGUGUUUUAACUACCAUUAUGUAACUAUAUAUUCAUACAAAGUUGACAUACGAGUAUUUAUCCCUUGUAAUAAAUAAAACAUAAAUAAUGGGUUUCUUGCCCAUGUUUUGUUGUUAGUCCUCAAAGACCAUUAAAGGCCUGUGCAGACCGGCUGCGUGUGCGUGACGUGCGCGUGCGCGUGCGGCGUUGUAGUAUACAGAUCCUUAUGAGAGAUGGCACACCGCUUGCGUGACGUGUGCGUGUGCGGCUCCAACAUUUUAGCGCACGCACACGCGCACGUCACGCACACGCAAGCCGGUGUGGCUCGGCCUUAAAAGUUUUGUCCAAUACUUAUACAAGUAUGUGUCCAUUAUUGUGCUAUUUUGUUAGCUUGGAAAGAUGUAAUUAAAUGAUAUCUAAACUUUAUUGUAUAUUGUACAAAAUUGUGCGAAUUAAAAAUGCCUGAUAUUGAUUUUAUAAAAAUUAAAGAUAUUUUUCCGAGUGGG